GGCCCGGCAGGCCGGCUGCAGCGGGCGCCUGGGGCGGGGCGGCCGCGGCGGCGGCGGCCGCGGCGGUUUCGCUGGAGCGCGGGGCGGCGGGGCCCCGGUGGCGGAAGAUGGCGGAGCUCGGCAAGAAGUACUGCGUGUACUGCCUGGCCGAGGUGAGCCCGCUGCGCUUCCGCUGCACCGAGUGCCAGGACAUCGAGCUGUGCCCCGAGUGCUUCUCCGCCGGCGCGGAGAUCGGCCACCACCGCCGCUACCACGGCUACCAGCUGGUGGACGGCGGGCGCUUCACGCUCUGGGGGCCCGAGGCCGAGGGCGGCUGGACCAGCCGCGAGGAGCAGCUGCUGCUGGAUGCCAUCGAGCAGUUCGGCUUCGGGAACUGGGAGGACAUGGCAGCUCACGUGGGCGCUUCCCGGACCCCCCAGGAAGUAAUGGAGCAUUACGUAAGCAUGUACAUCCACGGCAACCUGGGGAAGGCCUGCAUCCCCGACACCAUCCCCAACCGGGUGACCGACCACACCUGCCCCAGUGGGGGCCCCCUCUCUCCCAGCCUCACCACCCCCUUGCCUCCCCUAGACAUCUCGGUGGCCGAGCAGCAGCAGCUGGGCUACAUGCCGCUGCGGGACGACUAUGAGAUCGAGUAUGACCAGGACGCCGAGACGCUCAUCAGCGGGCUCUCGGUCAACUAUGACGACGACGACGUGGAGAUCGAGCUGAAGCGCGCACACGUGGACAUGUACGUGCGCAAGCUCCGCGAGCGGCAGCGGCGCAAGAACAUCGCACGCGACUACAAUCUGGUGCCCGCCUUCCUGGGCAAGGACAAGAAGGAGAAGGAGCGGGCAGCGCGGCGCAAGGUCACCAAGGAGGAGAAGGAGCUGCGGCUCAAGCUGCGGCCGCUCUACCAGUUCAUGUCGUGCAAGGAGUUCGACGACCUGUUUGAGAACAUGCACAAGGAGAAGAUGCUGCGCGCCAAGAUCCGCGAGCUGCAGCGCUACCGGCGCAACGGCAUCACCAAGAUGGAAGAGUCGGCCGAGUACGAGGCGGCCCGGCACAAGCGCGAGAAGCGCAAGGAGAACAAGGCGGCGGCGGCCGCGGCAGCGGCGGCGGGGGGCGCCAAGCGCGGCAAGGAGGACGGCCGGGACGGCGAGUUCGCGGCCAUCGAGCACCUGCCGGGCUUCGAGCUCCUGUCGGACCGCGAGAAGGUGCUGUGCAGCUCGCUGAACCUGAGCCCCGCGCGCUACGUGACCGUAAAGACCAUCAUCAUCAAGGACCACCUGCAGAAGCGCCAGGGCAUCCCCUCCAAGAGCCGCCUGCCCAGCUACCUGGACAAAGUCCUCAAGAAGAGGAUCCUGAACUUCCUCACUGAGAGUGGGUGGAUAUCCAGGGACGCCUCCUGAAGCCCGCCGCCUGGAGCACCCGGAAUGGACAGACGGAUGGACGGACGGAUGGCUGGAUGGUUGCCGUGAGGGCCACACCGACAGUGAAGAGGGAAAAAAAAAAAAAGCUUUGGUGAAUUUCCAGCAUUAAAUAUACACGUCAAGUAUAUUGGGGGCUUCCCUGGUGACUCAGAUGGUAAAGAACCCAGCUGCAAUGCAGGAGACCUGGGUUCAAUCACUGGCUCGGG
Messenger RNA from Bubalus bubalis (water buffalo), 1618 nucleotides. It is a transcript of the gene TADA2B, whose product is annotated as transcriptional adaptor 2B. Gene Ontology annotation, biological process: chromatin remodeling; regulation of transcription by RNA polymerase II. The transcript is spliced from 3 exons. The coding region runs from base 108 to 1391 and encodes 427 amino acids. NCBI's taxonomy places the organism in Eukaryota, Metazoa, Chordata, Mammalia, Artiodactyla, Bovidae. The record is from RefSeq and is a predicted model, not a curated record. Gene Ontology annotation, molecular function: chromatin binding; transcription coactivator activity; zinc ion binding. Gene Ontology annotation, cellular component: SAGA-type complex; nucleus.